CGGAAGUCGUCCAUCGGAAGUCGCAACGGAGUAGUUUCCCACACGAGUCGACGGUUACCUACGAGAGACCGGCGUCGUCACCGUCAUGAGCCUCUUAAACAAGCCUAAGAGUGAGAUGACCCCAGAAGAGCUGCAAAAGCGGGAGGAGGAAGAGUUCAACACGGGGCCACUUUCUGUCCUCACGCAGUCUGUCAAAAACAAUACUCAGGUGCUGAUCAAUUGUCGCAACAACAAGAAACUUCUGGGGCGCGUCAAGGCCUUUGACAGGCACUGCAACAUGGUUUUGGAGAACGUCAAGGAGAUGUGGACAGAGGUGCCUAAGAGCGGGAAAGGCAAGAAGAAGUCUAAGCCUGUCAACAAGGAUCGCUACAUCUCUAAGAUGUUCUUGCGUGGUGAUUCAGUCAUUGUGGUGCUGAGGAACCCCCUAAUAGCUGGAAAGUAACCAGCUGCCCGAGGGCUGUGAAUGCUCCAGAGCUUGGUCCAACAGGAUGCUGUCUCCAGAGUCCCGUCCCCCCCAGGACACUGAUAUAGUUUGUUGAUGGUUUUUACCAUUGGCAUCUCCCCGUACUUCAGAAGUUUUUUGUCCAAUGAGCAUUGUGAAGAAAAGUGGCUGAAUGCUUUUGUUGUUGUUGGUAGAGCUGGAUAAUGGAUUGUCCACUUCGCAAAUGCACCAUAGUUACCGUAUGUGGCCCAAACUCUUCUUUUUGUAAUAAACAUUUUGUUAAA
Elgaria multicarinata webbii is the source of this 726-nucleotide messenger RNA. It is a transcript of the gene SNRPD2, whose product is annotated as small nuclear ribonucleoprotein D2 polypeptide. Gene Ontology annotation, biological process: RNA splicing; spliceosomal snRNP assembly. Lineage: Eukaryota; Metazoa; Chordata; Lepidosauria; Squamata; Anguidae. The transcript has 3 exons. Gene Ontology annotation, cellular component: catalytic step 2 spliceosome; pICln-Sm protein complex; U4/U6 x U5 tri-snRNP complex. The coding region runs from base 86 to 442 and encodes 118 amino acids. The record is from RefSeq and is a predicted model, not a curated record. Gene Ontology annotation, molecular function: RNA binding.